Molecule: messenger RNA, 1209 nt
Organism: Spodoptera littoralis (African cotton leafworm)
Lineage: Eukaryota; Metazoa; Arthropoda; Insecta; Lepidoptera; Noctuidae
Source: the annotation of a GenBank genome assembly
AUGUUGGUAUCUCCUCUCAUGGGUCCCGUAAUGUCCAUUACCUUCGGCACCAUCAUAUCAGACAGGAGCCUCAUCAGGAGUGGCUUCGAGAGCUUGGUUUUAGGCAUGUUCCUAUCUCUACUAUUCGGAUUCAUAUUUGGCCUGAUUUUGGGAAGCACUGAGAUGCCUUGGGGAUUUGGAGAUUGGCCUACUGAAGAAAUGAAGGGACGAGGCAACGUUCGAUCUCUAUGGAUGGGCGUGCUAUGGGCCCUGACGUCAGGCACAGGAGUAGCUCUCGCCUUACUUCAGGGCAGUGCUGGGCCACUAAUUGGUAUCGCUAUUUCAGCAUCCUUGUUACCACCUGUAGUUAAUUGUGGUUUAUACUGGGCACUAGCGUGUAUAUGGCUGCUGUACCCAGGGGUGAAAGUCCCUCACAUAAAGGGCGAAGCUUACACUGGCAACUCAUCGUAUACUCCGCUGUACCACGAUUACCUUCCGAUUGAAUUUGCUGUGAAUGGCAUCGUAAGCUGCUGUCUAACAAUAGUGAACGUUAUCUGCAUAUUCAUAACGGCUAUAAUAUUCCUGAAGAUUAAGGAAGUAGCUGCUCCAUACACUUCAAGUCCAGAUCUCCGGCGAUUUUGGGAACAGGACAUCAAAGUCGCAAGAGACGCUAACAGGGCGAACUUGCAUAAGGCGGAAGAUGAUGAACGAGCUGAAUUAGUGCUGGAAGAUCUCAAUCAAGAAAGUGAUGAAGCCAUUAGAGAAAAGCUAGAGGCCGCUGUCGAAGAGGCUCUGGACGACGAAACUUAUAGGAAAGUGAAACGAAUGAGUUAUCAGAGCCAUAAUGCUGACGAGGUUUUCCGCACUAUUGGACUGUCGAGAACUCCUAUAUCCUUGUUGUCGAGCCAGCUGAACUCUGGAGUCAGCACUCCUACUGGCCCCAAACCUUCAAAUAUGGAUGACAUAGCGGCACUAGACAAAUUACUGACGUCAUUGCUUGGCUUGAAGGAGAGUAAACGUGGCAGAUCUUUUAUUUCUCAUCGUGGGACUCCGCGAUCCAGUCGGAUUCCUAGAACUGUGCAGGAAGGGAUUGGACACGGCUACGGCAGGCAAACGGAAUCGUGGCCCGAAAGGAUUUAUGAAGAUUCUGUAGUUCGCAGUGUCAUAAGCAGUCUACGAGCCAGUAAAAGAAGCUCGCAAAUGGAAGAAGCGUUUAUGACACCAAAGUAG